AUGUUCGGCAAGUUUUCACUGAUUCUGGUUCUGUUGGUGGCUGCCACAAGUGCCUACCCUUCCACCUAUGACAACGCCUUGAUAGGCUACUCGGAUGCGGUGGAAAUGUUCUUGAAGGCAUGGCAGAAGAUCAUUCCUUGCGGCUAUGCUGCAGGCAAUUUGCCAGUGUUGGCUCCAUUGACCGUCGAUUUCCAAGCCUUCAACUACAGCAACGGAAACACCAAUCUUGUGGGUAAUGUGAGCAACAUUCGCAUCUCUGGCUUGAACAACUUCCAGAUCUUGAGCGGUGGCUACAAUGAUAGCACAAAUCAUGCCCACUUCGAUGUCAUCUUCCCACAAUUGCAAAUCUUGGGUGCCUAUGAGCUGGAGGGUAAUCUUAGUGUUGGCGGUCUUCCGUUGCCCAUUCGCCAAAAUGUGCUCAUCAACAAGAAGCUGAUUGAUUGGCGCUUCGUUGGCGAAUAUACUUUUGCGCAGAGCGCAAACAACUCCAAUGGACUGCAGAUUAGUGACUUCGAUCUGAAGUACUUUGUGGCUGGCGUUAAGGUCGACAACUGGGACAAGUAUUUGGAUGUGGCUGCCAAUAACUUUGUGAACAACUUCAUCGAGUCCUUCUCGCUGCUGUUCGCCGAGGAGAUUCAGCCUUAUGUGAACACUUUGUUUGCCACCUAUUCUUUGCCAGCUAUUAAUGAUCUGCUGUCCGGCUUGAGUCUUACUGAGUUGACUGACUUCUUUGUAAUGCAGGCCGAGUUGUGGAACAUGGCCGAUUGUCAAGUAAAGGCAUAA
This is a messenger RNA of Drosophila nasuta, 783 nucleotides long. RefSeq lists its product as uncharacterized. NCBI's taxonomy places the organism in Eukaryota, Metazoa, Arthropoda, Insecta, Diptera, Drosophilidae. The transcript has a single exon. Bases 1 to 783 code for a protein of 260 amino acids. The record is from RefSeq and is a predicted model, not a curated record.